CCAAUUAGAUUUCCAGAACCUCAUCUGGCUUACGCUAAUCAUCUGGUAUUACGCUUCUCUCUGUUCCCGGCUCCAGAAAUAUGGCCUUGCGGGGAACGGAGAACGCAUACGACGAUCCAAAUCUUGCGGACAAUGAACAAGAGGAAUUCUCCGAAUCCUUUGUUUGCUGCGUUUGCCUGGAUCUAUUAUACAAGCCCAUUGUACUGUCUUGUGGUCACAUAUCCUGUUUCUGGUGUGUCCAUCAGUCAAUGAGCCCCCUUUGUGAGUCUCAUUGUCCAAUUUGUAGGCAUCCAUAUUAUCACUUUCCAACAAUCUGUUGGAUGCUUCACUUUUUGCUUCAGAAGAUGUAUCCUGCUGCUUACAAGAGAAGGGGAAUUCAAACUCUUGAGGAAGAAAAGAAAGGGGGCUACUACUCUCCUCAAUUUGAUGGUGAUAAUCUUGUGUCAGAAGUCAAGUUUGAUCGUCCAGGUACUUCAUCUUCCUGCUAUGCUGGAAAUCUGGUUUCCAACCCGCAGAAUGCCGGACUCUCUGCAAGUAUGGAGCAAUCAGGGUCUGAAACUCUAAAGCGACAUAACGGAACCAUCUGUUCUAAAGAUGUUUUUGGUGGAACUCCUGAAGCUCUCGGGACUCCUGCUCAAGCAAAAGUGCUGCCUCAGACCGACCGGCAGCAAAAGAUAUCAGCUGCAGAUGUGGUGUGUUCAACAUGCAAGCAACUGCUUUUUCAUCCUGUUGUUCUUAACUGUGGUCAUGUAUACUGUGAGUCGUGCAUCAAGAACUCGACUGAUGAGAUGCUUAGAUGCCAAAUUUGUCAACUCCCACAUCCAAGGGGAUUUCCAAAAGUUUGUUUGGUGCUUGAUCACUUUAUAAAGGAACAAUUUCCUGAGGAAUAUGCAAAGCAAAGAGAUGCUGUUCAACUCAGGCAUAUCAACGAUAAACCUGAGACCCCUUCUUGUUCAUUGAACAAGGGUGGAGGAGGAAAAGCAGCAUGGUGGUCUGAUCCUCACUCAAAAGUACAUGUUGGAGUUGGUUGUGAUUUUUGUGGGAUGUUUCCAAUUGUUGGGGAUAGAUACAGAUGCAAAGACUGUAAGGAGGAGAUUGGUUUUGAUCUUUGCGCUGAUUGUUAUAAAAUUCGCAGCAAGAUUCCUGGUCGGUUCAAUCAGCAGCACACUCCAGAUCACGAGUUUGAGCUUAAACAAAUUAGCAUUAUCCAUAACAUAAUGAGGCUGGUUACUGGACAGUUAGGAGAUGGUUCCAUUGAAAACUUGGCUAUGGAAAGCUUAGGGUUUGGACCUGAAGGUCCCAAUUUGGCUGUUGAUGCUGAUGAAGAACAUGCCCAGAAUGACUCCGAAGGCACCAAUUGAAGAGUUGAAUUGACAAAAAUCCCAUGUUCAUCUGUUCCUGUUUUGGUUGGGAAUCAGUCAAUAGUUCAUUUGGAAAAUGAAAGUUGAGGAACCAGGAGUAAAAUUGAUCACAGCCUUAUUGACUCUUGAGAUCCCAGCUGAACAUGCCCUCCAUUCUGUGGUAGAUUGCCUGACCUACCCCAUCAAGCAUUAUUAAGAUCCUCUAAAGUUUCAAGAUUUACAGUGUAUAUUUUCAGAGGGACGCGAAAUGAAGGAGACUUGAUCGGUGGGUCUUAUUUAUGAGAUGGGAAUCCCAUGUCAGUUGCGUUUCUCUUCAAAAUUUACACACUUCAAGUUUCUUUUAAAACGUGAGGAUCCAAAGUAUGCAGACAACUUUGUUAACUUGGGUUUUGAUGCUUAAUGUCAGUGUCCAAUCUGUUUGUAUAUGGCAACAAAUGUUUGGGGAUUUUCUGUUUUACUUGUGAGUUUGCCCAAGAGGUAAAUAAUGUUGAAGACUUGUGAGUCAACAAUGUUAUCGUAUGGUUUAUCUAAUAACUGUUCUAUAGGCACUUGUAGUUUGGUAUCUUUGGAUUCUAUGAUUUUCCAAAUGACUAUAAACUGUUCUCUUUCUUUGCUGACA
Molecule: messenger RNA, 1980 nt
Organism: Neltuma alba
Lineage: Eukaryota; Viridiplantae; Streptophyta; Magnoliopsida; Fabales; Fabaceae
Product: E3 ubiquitin-protein ligase PRT1-like
Exons: 7
Coding region: 81-1361 (426 amino acids)
Biological process (GO): proteasome-mediated ubiquitin-dependent protein catabolic process
Molecular function (GO): ubiquitin protein ligase activity; zinc ion binding
Source: RefSeq, a predicted model, not a curated record